This is a messenger RNA of Hyposmocoma kahamanoa, 1379 nucleotides long. It is a transcript of the gene PolD2, whose product is annotated as DNA polymerase delta subunit 2. Lineage: Eukaryota; Metazoa; Arthropoda; Insecta; Lepidoptera; Cosmopterigidae. Gene Ontology annotation, biological process: DNA replication; DNA strand elongation involved in DNA replication. Bases 1 to 1320 code for a protein of 439 amino acids. Gene Ontology annotation, cellular component: delta DNA polymerase complex. The transcript has 8 exons. Gene Ontology annotation, molecular function: DNA binding. The record is from RefSeq and is a predicted model, not a curated record.
AUGUUAUUCAAAGUAGAUUGCAUCGAUAAUGGUCCUGAUUUUCAACCUGUGGAAUUGGAAAGACAUGCAGCAGAGUACGCUGAUGGCUCGAACAGAUUUUAUCAAGUUUCUCGGGAUUUCUCAAAGCAAUACGCUCAUAUUUACUCAGCGAGAUUGAAUACCUUUAGGAAUAUAUUAGGUCCAAUAGUUUGGAAGAAGUGGGGUGACAGUUAUAAGAUUCUGAAAUUGUGUGAACUACGGGAGAAGAAUACCAUGUGUAUCAUUAUCGGAACGCUGUUUAAGCUACAAAAACUGAAACCUAGUAUCUUGAAAGAGCUAUCAGAUCAACUGGAGAUCAUUCCUCAGCCAGUAAGGACACAUUUUGUGCAUGAAGGAGACAGCCUUGUGCUGGAAGACGAGUUGCAAAGAAUUAAGCUUACUGGUGAUUGUAUUAACAUUAAUGAAGUGGUAACCGGAGUUGUCUGUGCAUUGCUUGGUUCAGAAAAUGAAGAUGGAGUAUUUACAAUGAAAGAUGUUUGUUGGUCUGGAAGUCAUGUCCAAAAGCCUCUGCCAUCACUUAGUUCGGACAGGUAUAUUGUAUUAGUGUCAGGACUAAACUUGGCAUCUAAAACUGCUGAUCACCUUUUUUCAUUGCAUUUACUAUUGGAGUGGCUGUGUGGGGUCACUGGUACAAGCCAGUAUCAAAUAGAACUUUCUAAAAUUGUUAGAGUUAUUGUGGCAGGUGGAGUAUUCUCAAGCGAAUCAUCUGAAAGUUCUUUCAAUGAAGCAGCAGUUAUAUCUGCUACGGAGUGUAUAGAUUCAUAUCUAGCGGCCAUCAGUGCUGUCACUCCCUUAGAUGUGAUGCCAGGCUGUAAAGACCCUUCAGGAAUCAUGCUCCCACAGAAACCUUUCCAUUACUGUUUGUUCCCUAAAGCAAUAGAAUACAAAUCAUUCAAUAGGGUUUCGAAUCCAUAUGAAUGUGAUAUUGGCGGCUUUAUCUGUCUCGGAACAUCAGGAGAACCAGUAAAAGAUAUAAUGAGGUACAGCAACCUAAACAGUCACAUAGAAGUGAUGAAGAAGACAUUGGAAUGGCGACACCUUGCACCUACAUGCCCCGAUACUGUGCCUUGUACUCCCUGUGUUGAUAUUGACCCAUUUGUUAUAUACAAUUGCCCAGCCAUCUACUUCUGUGGCGAUGCUGAUUUAUUUGCCACUGAGAUGUAUGAAGGAGAAAAUGGCCAAAGAGUGAGAUUGGUGUGUCUGCCAGACUUCUGCAAAACAAAGACUGUAGCACUUAUCAACUUAGCUAAUCUAGAGUGUCACAGUAUGAUGUUUGGAUAAGUUAAAUGGUCUUGUGAGACAAAUUCAUUAAUAAUUUUUAUUUAAUAAAAUACGUUUCU